AUGCAGAUUCAUAAUAAAAUAGAUAUAUUGCAACCUAUUCCCUAAAAGAGGAAAAUUAUUGGAGUUCCAUCAAUUAAAUAUAAUAAUGCCGAUCCCUUUAAUUAAAUUUUGAAAGCUGCUUCGGCACCAGCUACUUUAGAAUAAAUGGAAACCAUCAAGUAAGUCAAUAAAAAUAAAGAUUAUUCCAAAAAUCCUGUUUUCUUGAUAGAUUAUUCAAUUACAGAAAAUUAGAAAACUCUGUAAGAAUAACUUGAUGAAAUUGAUUGA
Messenger RNA from Paramecium tetraurelia, 267 nucleotides. RefSeq lists its product as uncharacterized. The transcript has a single exon. Lineage: Eukaryota; Ciliophora; Oligohymenophorea; Peniculida; Parameciidae. The record is from RefSeq and is a predicted model, not a curated record.